AUGCGCGGUGCGAAGGAAGCAACCGUAGAAUUCACCACCACCACCACCACCCCAGUGACGCUGGAGAGGCAGCAGCAGAAGCGACGGGACCAUGGUGACACUCUGAAGGCGCUUCGCCGCAAGACGCGCGCGGUCACGAUGGCGCCGCGGCUGCUGGGCACGCGUGUGAAGCACCUGCUGCGCGAUGAGUUCUACAUUGACGUUGGGCUCCGCAACGCACCGUCGGUGGUGACAAAAGAGAUCGUGAGCCUCGAGCUGCUCGCGGCAUACCACUGCUGGCUGCGUGGCGUGCAGGCGCUGCUCGCGGUUAUUGUGUUCGUGCUCUCCCUGAUGCGAAGCGACACCAUCGUGGACUGGACGAUACUCGGCAUCUCGGAGGCGGCGGUGCUGAUCAUCCUCAAGGUGUACGCCAUCAAGGCGGAGUACACCAGUCUCACAAACGUCAUGUAUGAGCGUCGUCGCAACAUCUUCACCUCCCCGUUUCUCGGACGCAUGUUGCUGGAGGUGGUGGUGUGGAAUAUACAGACCCCACCGGUGAUUCUCUUCUGGCGGCCGUUCUUCGAGCUGUUAAAUUACUUCAUGUUUAUCCGACUCUACGCGGUGGUGGUGUACAUCCACAACGCGGCGUACGUGCGUCGCUCCUUCUGCCGCGCCAUGGCGGCGGUGGUGGCGCUGCCACUGAACAUCGGCUUCACGGUUCGCACCGCUUUGGUGUACCGCAGUGCGAAGACCGCGUGCCUCACGACGCUGUUGUCGUGGCUUGCGAUAUCGUGCAUGUACACUAAGGCGGAGGGCGUGCCGCUGCGCGACGGCUGCUGGUACGCGUUUCAGACGAUCAGUACGAUUGGCUACGGCGACAUUACACCGGUCACAACGGCAGGGCGGCUCGUGACGGUGCUUGCGUGGGUCGUCAGCUUCAUACUCAUUGCCUACCUUGUGGUCGUGUCGUCCGCCGCCCUGGCAGACGACGCGAACGAGCACAAUAUGUACAUGCUAAUGCGCUGCCACAAGCUCUCGAACAUGGUGCGGCACGAGUCCGCGCGUGUGAUUCAAACCGCCUGGCGUUUCCGCCGUGCCAAUCGGAGGUCACCAGUGGCGCCUGCAACGAUGAAGCAGCGAGCCAAGGCGCUCUUCUACUCGUGGUCCCUCACGGGUUCCAUCACAAAACUGCGCCGUGUGCGGCAGGACUGGGUAGACGCGACGCAGCGGUUCCGUGCGAGCAGCAUUAACCCCGCCACGGGGCUCUCGGAGUACCAGCAUUACGAGCAGCUGCGUCACGCCCAACGUGCGGCACGACAAGCGCAGCGGCAGAUUGAUGUGGAUAUAUUUGUAGAGAAACUCGUUAGGGGACGCGACAGGGAGCCGACGCGGGAAGAGGUGGAGCGUGCCAUCUUCGAUGCUAAUCCGGACAUCGACUCGUUCAAGUUUGCAAGCGACGUGGUAGCGGGGGUGUCACCUCUUUUUGGCCCCGCUGCUGUUAGUGUUCCGCCUCCUCCGGCUGAUGUCGAUACCGAAGGUCUCUUGAAGAGGGUGGAGGACUUGGAAAAUGUCUGCAGUCGCCUCUCAGCUAUGAUAGAAUCCCUCUCCGCGACAGCGGUGACGAACCCUCCCAGUCUCGCCCAGUCGUAUUGGUGA
Trypanosoma grayi is the source of this 1635-nucleotide messenger RNA. RefSeq names its product putative ion transport protein. The record is from RefSeq and is a predicted model, not a curated record. The coding region runs from base 1 to 1635 and encodes 544 amino acids. Gene Ontology annotation, cellular component: plasma membrane. The transcript has a single exon. Lineage: Eukaryota; Euglenozoa; Kinetoplastea; Trypanosomatida; Trypanosomatidae. Gene Ontology annotation, molecular function: small conductance calcium-activated potassium channel activity; calmodulin binding. Gene Ontology annotation, biological process: potassium ion transport.